Molecule: messenger RNA, 1453 nt
Organism: Pelodiscus sinensis (Chinese soft-shelled turtle)
Lineage: Eukaryota; Metazoa; Chordata; Testudines; Trionychidae
Source: RefSeq, a predicted model, not a curated record
GUUAUGAAGCGUCCGCCUCCGCUCUCUGGCUGUGCCCACCCUUGCAACGGGCACUGCAGCGGGUCCCUGGUGCCACCUGCUGCCCCGCACCAGCUGCCCAGCACUAACCGGGAGCCAGCGUGUAAAGGACACAAGUUCCCCAACGGGGCCAGCUGCCACGCGCCGCAGCCCUGCGAGGCGGACGAGGGGCUUGGGGAGGACGAGGACAGCAGCUCCGAGCGCAGCUCCUGCACCUCCUCCUCCACCACCCAGAAGGACGGGAAAUUCUGUGACUGCUGCUACUGUGAGUUCUUCGGGCACAACGCGGAGAAGGAGAAAGCCCAGCUGGAGGCGGAGGCCCAGAAGCGGGUGGCCCACGGGGACAGGGACCUCCUGGAGUGGCCCCAGCUGGAGCUGGAGCGGGUGAACAGCUUCCUGAGCAGCCGGCUGCAGGAGAUCAAGAACACCAUCAAGGACUCCAUCCGCGCCAGCUUCAGCGCCUACGACCUCAACCUGAAGCCGCUGCUGCCCCACCUCAACGGCUCCUCGGGCCGCCAGGAGAUUGACCUGGACCUCUCCCCGCUGAGCCUGGGGCCCCCCAAGAGCCACGUGCUGCUGCGGAGCGAGCUGGGGCCCCGCUGGCGCGAGGGCCUGGAGGAGGGGCCGCUGCCGGCCGCCGAGAACGGGGUGGUGAAGCGCCUGAGCGCGGUGCCCAACCUCUCGCGCAUGAUCUGGGUCCCCCCCCCGCAGCCGACAGACUCUGCCCCACAGGGGGGGCCAGCCCAGGAGCAGGCGCCGGCGGGGGCCAGGCAGAGGAGGGACGUGAAGAAGGGGGAGGCUCCCCCGGUGCCCAGCGCCCUGGCUGGGCGGGAGAGUCCCAGCACAAAGGGGCUGGUGCUGGGAGCCAAGCCGCCUUUGAAGCCAGGCGCGGCGCCCGCGCCGCAGAGGGAGCCCCCGGAGAGCACCAGGGGGCAGGGCGGGGGCUGCGGCAGCUCCAGGCCCGAGAAGGAGAGGAGCAGCGAGGGGAAAGGCCGGAGGGGCGAGGGCAAAGCAGAGCAGCCGGCACUGGUACAGACGCUGCCCCCGGCCGAGGGGGACCGGCAGCCCCCCUUCCCCGCCGGCCUGGGCAGCUCGCCCCAGCCCAAGGGCAGGAGCAGGAAGAGCAGGAGCAGGAUGGAGAAGUCGAGCACGUCCAUCGAUGACGUGUUCCUGCCCAAAGACACGGACGGGGUAGAGAUGGACGAGACGGACCGAGAGGUCGAGUACUUCAAGCGGUGAGCCGGCCGGGGUGGGGCUGUCGGCCCUGGGGGGAGGGACGUGGGCCGGACCCGGCUGUCUCAGGGCGGGCUGCAGGCUCCCAACGCCCCGUGGGCCCGGCUCCUUCCUACGGUGACAUGGAGAACAACCAGCCCCACCCGCCUUGGAACAGCCGCUCUGGGACGGGGAGCCGGGGCCAGGCUGCGCGGCAGCCUUC